UUUCGGACAAUUUGUCCAGAUUUACAUGGAAACGCUCGACGGAAGACCUAUGCACAUUUGUGAAGUAACAGUUGAAGGAUACCAAGCAAUAUGCAUUGAUGAAAAAACAACUUCAACAGCAAUAGCGACACGAACGACAGCAUCAGCUUUGCUGUCAACAACGCCACCUACAACACAAAAGACAACAUCGGCGGUAGCAAUAACAACUCAAACUAAAACUACGACGACUGAGACAGAGGCAAGGCCACAGACAACAUCAACAAUACCAACAACGAGUUCUGAAACAAAAACAGAUGCGACAAUAUGGAACAGAACAACCACAUUAUGGAAAAAUAUAUCACUAAUGCCCAGACCAGCAACAUCGAAAACUGAAGAAAUAACUUCAGCAGUAUCUGCAACCUUAACAGCGUUGUCCUUGCUGGGCAGUAACACGACCACAGCGACCAAUACCUGUCCAUGUUACUGCGGCGUCUCACCAAACACUACGAACUUGACACAUGAAGCAUUGGAGGAAUUGAUAAAAGGAUUGACAAAGGAACUGACAGUUAACAAGAAAGAAACCAGUAUUUCCAAGAGGAAACUCAUCAGUGCGGGGGACGAUAGAGAAUCUGCAGCAACGAUCGGAUGCAUAGGUGUUCUUGCUCUGUGUGUUCCAGUAUUAGUGAUUGUCUCGUCCGACUUGAUCAACUUAUGGUCAGCUAAACAGAAACAGAAAAGAGUUAAAAAAUGAAAAUAUAUACAAAUGUGGGAACAAUAAACAA
Messenger RNA from Mizuhopecten yessoensis (Yesso scallop), 761 nucleotides. Its product is annotated as integumentary mucin C.1-like. The coding region runs from base 26 to 730 and encodes 234 amino acids. NCBI's taxonomy places the organism in Eukaryota, Metazoa, Mollusca, Bivalvia, Pectinida, Pectinidae. The record is from RefSeq and is a predicted model, not a curated record. The transcript is spliced from 2 exons.